GCCCAAUGCUACGUUAUGAUUGGCCAGUCUGCGUCUGGGGGCGAGACUUAGUGAAGAGUCAAUUAUGAAGCGCCGCAGGUCCUGGAGCAUACACAAUGUAUGCACAUAUAUGUGUGCAUACAUGUGCAUACUAAAUAUGAGGGUGAUUGGUCCAGUAGUUUGCGGUAUUAACAGCAUACACACAGAUACACAUACUCACAAACACAGGCUUAUGCCUGGUGGGGAUAAUAACCCUUUAUGGUCAAAAGCAAAAAGCACACACUGGCAUUACUGGUAGUGCUUCAUAUUCUUGCAAUGAUCCCUCUGUAUGAAAUAAAACCUCUGCCAACUUCUACUGUUUUGCAACUGCUCAUUUUUCUGUCUUCAGGAUGUGCUUCAAGACAAACCUGUAUCUUUACGCAGUUACACCUAUGACAGUCUCAACUCUGAUGUGGCAUCUGGUAAGGAAACAAGUGACGGCUAUGACAGCUUGGCUAGUGGAGGCAAGGGGGACGGAAAACCCAGGAAACACCACCGCAAGUCUGCUCGCACACGCUCCCGACAAGAAAAGACCAGCAAACCCAAACUGAGCAUGCUCAAUGUUUGCAACACUGGUGAUAAAAUGGUCGAAUGCCAGCUGGAGACUCACAACCACAAAAUGGUGACAUUUAAAUUUGAUCUGGAUGGAGAUGCUCCGGAGGAGAUUGCCACUUACAUGGUAGAGAAUGGGUUCAUCCUUCUGCUAGAGAAGGAGAUCUUCAUUGACCAGCUGAAGGACAUUGUGGACAAAGCUGAAGACAUGCUGAACGAAGACAUGGAGGGUGAACAGGCCACUGCCUUGAGUUGCAGUCCUGAACAAGGCCAGAUUUCCGAAGGACUGGUUGGAGAGGUAAGAGAGGGGUAGAUUUGAAUAUAGUAUAAUUCUUUUAAAGCCUUACAUUGACCUGCACCUCCUUAUUUAUCUGAGCUACUUCAACCAUUUCCACUGACACGGCCUCUUUGCUCUCUUAAUUCUGGUCUUCUUGUCAUUGC
Molecule: messenger RNA, 1011 nt
Organism: Epinephelus lanceolatus (giant grouper)
Lineage: Eukaryota; Metazoa; Chordata; Actinopteri; Perciformes; Serranidae
Source: RefSeq, a predicted model, not a curated record